AGUUAUAUCACACAACACUGUAGCUCAGUGUGGAAACAGCGCAGGUGCUCCAGCUGCUGAUUCAGGAUCAGACUGAGGGAGGAUGCACACUACUCGCAGUCCCACAUCUAUCCAGUCCGGAACAGCUAGUGAAGGGCUGGAUCUAAGCUUGACCGGAUCACAGCUCUCCAUGGGCCGCAGACCCAGCAGCGCCUCGCCUGGAAAACACUUCUGCCGCUCCAUAUCUGUGUCUGUAACCAGCGAUGGACGAGGCAAACGCAACACACAGGUUGAUGGUGGGUUUGGGAGUUCCCGUGCCAUUAAAAACUUGCGGCGAUCAAACAGCACUACACAGGUGAACCAGCAGGCCAACAUUAGCCUCAGUGAGGACCAUACAGAGGAGUUUAUGGCUUUGUUUGACAGCAGCACAGAUGGACGGCGGAAACUAGCCAGCCUCUCUAAGGCCUCUCCUGACCGGACAACAUGGAACAUUCUGGAUGAUCAGCCUCGGGCGUUCCCACUGCCCUCAAGCUCCCGCAGCACCUGCAGUAUGGAUUCCCCCACUGGCUCAAAGAAGAGAGAUUCCAGCCUCUGUCUGGCUGAUAAUUUCACUGCUAAUAACAGGAGCAAUAAAGGAGCUGUUGGUAACUCAGUGACCACCAUGCUACACAACAACCACACAGACAAACCCCUCACACCCAAGAGCUCCAACCAGAAACCCUGCUUCAAUAACAUAAUCAAAGCCACAGUGAAUGAUGAAGGGACUCUCGAGAGCAGCUCUCUCACUAAGUCUCAAAAGAACUUCUCAGCUUCAUCAGGCACCAAUAACAACGUUUCCAGCUCCCGAAGCCCACGUAGCCCUCGCGGGACAGGCAGAAAGGCGGUUACCAAGGAGGAUGCUGAGAGGUUUAUCCAGCAGGUCAGCCAUGCAGCUGUCACUAUCCAGCGUUGGUACCGUCAACAUAUGAAUAAGAAAAGAACUGAUGAGACUGCAGUCAGACAACUGUUAACUUCCAAAAAGAAGGAACGGGAGCGACAACAGCAGGGAGAAAAUGCUGUGAAAUCACAGAAGAAGAAAGAGGAGGAUAGAAAACGGAUCAGGGAGGAGAAGGCUCGACUGGCCCGACUCGCUGCUAUCCAGGAACUCCAGCAGAAGAGGGCUCAGCGAGCUGCAGAGGUGCAGCAGACAGCAGAGGAGGAAAUGGACGCUUUGAAGCGUUCUGGGAAAGUAGGGCGUAAGAAACACACCCAGAGCUUACCAACAUCUCCUACAGCUCCUAAGACCCAGAACACAGACUCCAAUGUGAAUUUGGUGGAUGAGCUGGAGGAGGUACCGAACCUGAGGGCAGCAUCACCUGUAGUGUCUACACGAAGAGACUCGCAGUGUUCACAGGAGAUUCUACAAAGAUCAGUGAGUGUAGAGGAACAGAGACAAGGAGCAUCGUCGAGCAGAGCUCAGUCUAAAACCACACUCAACGACCUACUGGACUCCCUUAAACUUCUAGAGGAGGAACCAGAGAGACUCUCAGAAGCCAAGAGCUACAGAAAGGAGAGAUACGCCUGGAUUGAUGAGGAUGGAGGGUCCAUCUCUUUAACCACAGAUAAUGUGGAGCGGCACGGUCAGCUUAGCCAGAGUCCUGCCUUUAUAGAUGGGGGCGCUUUGCUGUCUGAGGCCAAGCUGCAGAGCAUAAUGAGCUUUUUGGAUGAGAUGGAGAAGUCAGAGCAGGAGAGACCACGCUCAGUUACCUCUGGAUCACACAGAGAGGUGCUGCUGUCCGAGGAGGAGCUGGCUACUGUGGAUCAGGCUUCUGCUACUGCUGCUGAGGUCACUAAUUCCAUGAUGAGACUCAAACUGGAGCUUGGCGAGAAGAAGCGCACUGUCAACAUGCUACAGACAGCAUUGUAUUAUGAACUGCAGGCUCAGCAGAGAGAACUAACGCUUCAUCAUGUGAAGGAAACUGAAAAGGAGCUCAAUCACAACUUGCAGCUGCAAAAACAGCAAUAUGAGGCCACGAUCCAAAGACACCUGGCUUUUAUAGAUCAGCUGAUCGAUGAUAAAAAGGCCCUGAGUGAGCGCUGUGAGGGAGUGGUGGCUGAGCUCAAACAAGUGGAUCAGAAAUACAUGAAAAAGAUCAACCAGAUGCAGGAGCAGCAUGAACUGGAAAUUAAAAAGCUAAAGGAGUUGAUGAGUGCCACCGAAAAGAUCCGCAGAGAAAAAUGGAUUGAUGAGAAAACCAAGAAGAUCAAGGAGAUCACUGUUAAAGGUCUGGAGCCAGAAAUCCAAAAACUGAUCUCUAAGCACAAGCAGGAGCUGAAGAAACUACGGGUGCUGCAUGAGGCCGAGCUGUUGCAGGCAGAUGAAAGGGCAGCUCAACGUUAUAUCCGUCAAAUCGAGGAGCUCCGGCAGCAGAUGGAGAAAGACAAAGAUGAACAGUGCCAGAGAGAGAGGGAGCUCGCCAAGCAGAGGUUUGAGAAGCAGUUGCAGGAAGAAGAGAAUGCCAUACAGCAGCAGAGAAGACGACUCUACAAAGAAGUGGCAGAGGAGAAGGAACGUCUAACGCAACUAGCUGAAAGGCAGCGUGCUGAGCUGGAUGAGCUGAGGACUCAGUUGGAGAAUAACAGCUCUCUGGCUAAUCGAGCACUGAGAGAAGAGAUGGAGAAGAGCAGGGAGGAGCAGGAGCGACGGCACCAGGUGGAAAUGAAGGCACUUCGAGAACGUCUGGAGAUUGAGAAACAGACAUGGGAAGAAAACUACAUGAAAAAGAGGGAAAUGUGGCUGCUAACCCGAGAACGAGAACUGAAAGAAGAGGUGCGAAGGGGUAGGGACAAAGAGAUCGAGCUAGCUAUUCAAAAGCUUGAAAAGGAAACCAGCAGCACUAGAGAAGAGUGUGAGAGAGCUGCUGAAAACCGUGUAAAGCGUGUAAGGGAAAAGUACGAGGCAGAGCUUCAGGAGCUGGAGCACUCAGAACAGGCGGCGGUGGAGAAACAGCAAGAGAUGAAAAAGAGACUAACCGAGAUGGAAGGAGAGCUUUUCCGUCUGCAGGCUGUCCUCUCACAGAAGGAGCAACAGAUCACAGAUAUCACACAGAUACGUGAUAAAAUGGCGGAGGAGAGGCGGAGCCUGGCAGAGGUCAUCAGAGAGGAGUUUGCAGAGAGACUGGUUGUGAUGGAGGAGGAGAACAAGAGGAUGAAGGUGGAGGUGGCAGAGGUGCGUGCCAGACUUCGACUGGAGACAGAACGUCUGAGCAGAGAGAAAGAGGAGGAGCUGGCUGAAGUGCAUCAGCGGGUAAAGUCGGCCAUUUUAAAGAAGGAGGAAACUGUGAACAACCUGCGAAAACAAUAUGAGGCCGCGGUAAAAAGAGCAGAUCACCUGGAGGCCCUGUUGGAGCAGCAAAGGAAACAGUUAUUAGGGAAAUGAUUGACAGAUCUUAUGGUCACCCCCACCCCUCACAUUCCGCUUUGUUUUGUUUAUCAUGGUGAUUGAUUGACAGAAGUCCAGAUGGUGUGUGUGACAUCCUGUUCCACCAUCCUUUAUCAUUUAAAGCGACAGCCUGCUUUUCUCUGAGGAACAGCAAAGAAGCAGAAACUACAGCUUUGAGCUUGGAAAUGGACUAGCUCACUGACAAACAUGUAAACAUAAAAAAUACAGCUGGAGGAGAAAAAAGGAAAAUGUUUUCUCCAUGAGUGAGGGGGUGGGAAGAAAAAGCUGCUGAUGGGUACACACCUUGAAUGUUCCAAGCACUCUGUACUGUCCCACCCUGGGGUAAACAGUCAGCGUAGAUAGAGAGAGAGAGAGAGUAAAGGCCACUACAGAUGUAGGAAAAGUUUGGAGGCUGCAGAAACAUACUGCUGGGACAGUUCAUCAUUAUCAUAUGCUUUCCUUUAUCAGUAUAAAUGCAUAAUUAUUGUGCUUUUGCAUGUUCAAAUCAGAAUAUGGAAAUGUUCCAGUGGACGUGUGGACCAGUGCACAUAGGACAUGUUUCCUCAAUUGUAUUCGGUCACAAUUAUCGCUUUGGAUACAAGCAUCUGAUAAAUGCCACAAAUGUAAAUGUUUCUGCUGCUGGAAUCUUCUCAGAUACCUUUAGAGGAACUUAGUAGCUUUGGGUUCAUUUUCACAAGAGAACUGAUAAUAAUUGAGCCACAGUUUCAGGAACGUUUUUUUUGUUCCAGCUACAGAAUGUUGUCUGGUCACUAUUGGCAUACAACUUAAAGUGGUAAAUGUUUAUAAGGCAUAUGAUGCUUUUAUUACUAGGUUGCUUGUGGGACUGACAGCAGAGACUCUAAUUAUGUCAGUGGGAUUAUGGCGCAGUGGGAGACUCGAAACUCGGCGUUGCCACCAGUCGACUUGGUGCCGUCCAGUGGGCAUAAUUGGCAGUGCCUGCAGCAGACACGUUUCUUCUAGGGCAGGAUGACCGGACUAUGUGGAUGGGGUCUUCAAACGCUGUGUAAAAACCAUGAUUAGCAGUAAGGCGCCUGUGCAGGAUGCAUGGGUGAAAAAGGGUUUCGCUAAGGCCUGCACACAGGUCAGAGGAGGCAUGAGCAGCAAUAUACCCACCUCGACUGCAAUCAGAGAUCCCCCAGCAGUGGAAGACAAAUUGACUAUGCUAAAUUGGGAGAAAAUGCAUAAAUAAAGUAGAAAAACAAUGUCAGACUCAUACAGAGGACAAUGCUACUCUCUUCGUAUUGUUCCAUCACUUGUGCUACUGUAGUGACCAGACAAUAAGGUCUCCCCUUAUUCAGACAUGCCCAGCUGGGUCUGUUAAGAAGCUGGUCAGGCUGGUGGCACCACAGUAACGUGAACUCGAGAGUCGAGCCUCAGCGCAGGUGGGAUAUUGUAUCAGAUUGCUGCGCCAGCCAAGCACUUCCGUGAGAAGUUUAGUAUGUUGUCCUCAUGUCUGGGUUUCCUUUUCUGGUGUUUUCUGGUGGUGCUUAAUCCAUUCUGACCCUGACCAAAAUUGUGCUGCAAAGUGAAAACUAGAAACACCUUCCCCUUGUUUUAAUAUGCUGGAUGCACUUUUACCACAUGCUGAAAUGUCAUGAAAUGGCAUAACUACUGUGCUGUAAAUUGCACAGUUACAAUAUAAAUAAUUUUUGAUAUCAUAAAGUGGGCUGUAAAUAAUGGAAGCACACACACAAAACAGGUACUAAUUUAAUGAACUAUGUACUUCUGGAGUAACUUUUUGUCCAAAAGGUUUUAGAACAGCAGUGAAAUACCCAUUCCUCCCUUUUUGGGCUUUCGUGUUUUACACAUAAGGGAAGGAGGAGGGUGGGUUAACCUUGUGUUGUGUACGAAUGCCUUUUGUCUCAGCCCCCCAUUGUCUUUAAUUGUUUGAUUAGCCUUGAGGCCCUCACUAAAACACACAGCCCUUAUAGCCAGUCAAGCUCUGCUUUUAGAGUGUUAGAUAUCUAGUCAAAGGUCCAAGUUAUGUUUUAGAUAGAAGAUCUUUUAAAAGUUUGAAUGUUUUAUAUAGUUAAUAUGGAGUGUUGUUGUUUACAAUAGGAUGAGGUUUCUGCAUGGAUCUGUUGUGUUCUAUAGAGAGUGAGAGGGGAUUGGUAUGUCAGAUUAGGUGAAAAAGGAAAAGGAAUGUGUAAACUGCAUAAUUAUAGGAUUUGGGAAAGGAGAGCUGGCUGGUACAGAGGCGAAUCACAAGGACAUGGGGUUUUCCUGCAUUUACCAUUUAAAGGCUAAAACAUGCCGUGUAUAUCUGUAGGACCAGAUAAAGACCUGAGACUGAAUACAAUCAUGGAUAAGGGCAAAACUGGGGGCUCUUAAACUCUCUCUCCUCUUUCUGCAUUGUUUUCCUUUUCUUUUGCCAAAAAUGCUCUUGGUUUGCUCCACUGAUUUGAUCCCUUCAUACUACUGAAAGGAUGCUGUGACUUUUUUUUUUUUACUUUUUUUUUUGUUGAGCACCAUUAACAGCAGGAAAAGUGGUUUAUUGUUUUCGAAAUCUAAAGGUCCUUUCAGCCCUGAAAACCACUUUCCUGGCUUCCUAAAAGGUCACAGAUGACUGAGGAGAACUAUGGAUCAACUUACACUUCUGAAUGGCUGUAUCAAGUCACAUGUCAGUGAAGAUCAGUUUUAAUCUGGUUUUAAUUCUAUUAUUUAUUGUAAAGAAUGAUAUUGUUAGGUAAAACUUUGAGUGUGUUUACUUUGAGUGCAUGGUAAUAAUCUAAUUCAGUACAUGUGCUUGUGUAAACAACAGACUUAAUAUCAGAUACUUUAUAUCAGAGUAGAGCAGAAAUUACAUGUUAAAAUACUGCGGGGGAAAUAUUGUGUUCCAGACCACAUUCUAUUGUACUAAUAAGUAUGUCAGAUGUCUUUACUUGCUGACAGACUGUUUAAUGUCUUUUCACUUCCCUACAAAAUGCUAAAUAGUUGAAUUGAUUGCACCAGAUUACCCUUAGGUGUAAAAUGUAUGAAUAAGGGUGUGAUUAAUUGUGUGAGAAGCCCUGUAAUAAACUGUUUUAGUGGUGGACUUCAGACCUACCAUGACCAUGCAGGAUGAGAAAGUAACUAAAAGUUAACAAAUGAAUGAAUCACAUAUGGUUAAUGUUUGUGCUGAGUUUGAUAUGUUCUCACUGAGUCCACCUGCCAAACCCAUGCUUGUAGUUGGACUGACUAUACCCAAUUGCCCUUACAUGUGAAUGAAUGACUGUGACUGUGUAAAAUAGUGAUGCCACCUGUCCAAGCGUAAAUUUUCUUGUUGCAAUGUUUGUAGACUAUGCUCUGUGCCCACUGCAACCCUGAUCAGGAUGAAGUAGUUGCGAAGGAUAUGUUAGUUAAUGUACGAAGUAAAGAAACAAACAUCUGCAGCUUUGAAAGGGAGGAAAUAGAACAGUGUUCUGGACCCACCACAAUCGCAUAAUAAGCAAAAAUACAAUAUUUACCAGUUCAGCAAUGUUUUCUUUAGUCCCACUACUUAAACCUUAAAAUAAUUUAACUACACACUCAUUGGAUGAUUUAAAAUUGUAAUGCUGCCACAUCAAAAUGUCUUUCCACUAACACAGACACUUAAAAGCACUAAAGAUGCUGCUAAAUUAAAUCUAACAAUUCACUGAGUACAAAGAUUGUAUUACUAGCAAAAAUCCUUUUUUUUUGCUGUCAUGAGAUUAUUCUGUUCAUGUAAACAUACUUAAUGUAUUUAAACAUGUGACCAACUGUAUGCCUUGUCUGUGUUAAAAAGACCUAUGUGACCUUAAUGAAUGCUGUACAGUUAGUACUGGCCACUUGUACCAUUUUCGGAUGGGUUUAGUAUGCCAGAUUAUUCUGAUAUGUGUUAAUUAAUAAAUAAUAUUGUUAUAUUUGUGUGAAA
Trichomycterus rosablanca is the source of this 7292-nucleotide messenger RNA. It is a transcript of the gene cep131, whose product is annotated as centrosomal protein 131. The record is from RefSeq and is a predicted model, not a curated record. The coding region runs from base 83 to 3397 and encodes 1104 amino acids. Gene Ontology annotation, cellular component: centriolar satellite. The transcript is spliced from 26 exons. NCBI's taxonomy places the organism in Eukaryota, Metazoa, Chordata, Actinopteri, Siluriformes, Trichomycteridae. Gene Ontology annotation, biological process: regulation of centrosome duplication; intraciliary transport involved in cilium assembly; cilium assembly.